This is a messenger RNA of Rosa rugosa (rugosa rose), 891 nucleotides long. RefSeq names its product ferredoxin-thioredoxin reductase subunit A1, chloroplastic. Gene Ontology annotation, biological process: photosynthesis. The coding region runs from base 148 to 690 and encodes 180 amino acids. Lineage: Eukaryota; Viridiplantae; Streptophyta; Magnoliopsida; Rosales; Rosaceae. The record is from RefSeq and is a predicted model, not a curated record. The transcript has a single exon.
AAAAAAUAAAUCACAUCAAAGAAAACUUGAGGAGGAAAGUAUCUAAAUAAAUGUGUAUUUUUGGGGUCGGGGUUGGAGAUUGAACAUAGAAAUAAGAAAGCAAAGAAGACUGGAGAGAGAGAGAGAGCAGAUAAGAAGAUAGAGACGAUGAGUAUAGGAGGAGGAACAGUAGGGUUAUUAAGCUCAGCCACAGCCACAGCCACAGCCACAACCACAGCCACAGCCAUAGGCAGAGCUGCCUCGAGUACACCAGCAGAUGCGGGGCAAAGGAAUUCACGAUUCCCUUGUUGCUGGGCAGCGGCAGGGGCAAAGCUCACUCGCGCUCACUACCCAACAACUCUAACUCCAACUCCAACUCCAAGGAGGAAAAGUAGAAUGAUUGUUUGCGAAGUCGCUAUCGGAUCCGAUUUUUCUCCAUCAACAUCAUCAGAGGUAGAAGCGGCCGCCUCCUCAAAGAUCGGCGCUAGGGUCAAGGUAACCGUGCCUCUCAAGGUGUACCACGUGCCCAGAGUUCCCGAGGUCGACAUCACUGGCAUGGAAGGUGAACUCAAGCAGUACGUUGGCCUCUGGAAGGGCAAACGGAUUUCUGCCAAUCUCCCUUAUAAAGUACAGUUCUUUGUCGACGUCGAAGGCCGUGGCCCUGUUAAAUUCUUUGCGCAUCUCAAGGAGGACGAGUUCGAAUACCUUUGAUCAUCAUGGAUUGGCUUCCAUAUAUCAUCUAUCACAGGCUAUUUACCUCUUCCUCAUUUUCUAUCAAAUAAUAAUAGCCGGGUUCGUUUCUCAACUGCACUAGCAUUGUAUUUUAUUUGUAUCUAUUUCACAUGGAUCAAAUUGUCUUGUCAUCAUUAUUACUUUUGCUAAUGUAUUGCACAUUUCUCUUGACCAUCUUCA